AUGGCGUCCGCGUUCCAGAAUACGUGGCAGAUUGCGCUCGAUGCCGAAAGGGAGCUUCUGAAGAGCCUUGCCGAAAAAGAACCCACGUUUACCGGAAUCUCGCAUUAUCUUUCAGAAUUCCGGUCCGCCUGCCAAAAUGCCAUCCUCCAGGAUUUCGAGGCUGCUCGCUCCGUCGAUGUUGAGUCCCAUCUCUGGGACAUGCAUCUCAAGAUCAACACUCGAUUCCGUAAACUUCUCUCUCGCUUCCGCGACGAAACUGUGAAGAAGAAGAAACCGGUCGAGAGACGGAAACUCGAGAAACAUUAUCUCGAGUUCAUCAAAUCCAGCCAGCGGUUUUAUCGGGGCUAUAUCCAGCAAUUGUCGUCGCAUUUCGGCUGCAUUCCCGAGCUUGAAAAAGUUGCGCGGAAGUUCAAUUUUGACACAGAUCCCCCCGUGGGGAAAUCGACGCCCCAAGCGUCCGGAGACCUUCGAAGACGUGUACUCUUAUCAUGCCAUGGAGCCCUCAUCCAUCUCGGCGACCUGUCGCGCUACCGCGAAACUGAAUUGGUUAGCAAGGACCGGAACUGGGGACCUGCCAUUGGCUACUAUGACUUAGCUAUGAUUAUUUACCCGGCUUCGGGCAUGUCGCACAAUCAACUGGCCGUUAUUGCUCUCGCCGAUGGCAACCACUUGAGGGCCACUUACCAUCUUUACAGGGCCCUGGCGGCGCAGGAGCCCCACCCAUCGGCUCGGAGCAACCUGGAGAUCGAAUUUCGGAAGGUCAAGUCUGCAUGGACCAAGCGGGAGUUGAUUCGUCCGGAAGAUGCUGGCAUUCCUGGCCGAGCAUUGGCCCCUUGGUUCGUGUACCUGCACGCCCAAUGCUACAAGGGCACCGAUUUUCCGGAGCACGACGAGCUAGAAAGUGAGGUGCUCAACCAGCUCGCUGUCGACCUCAAAGAACGCUCACUUGAGGGUACUUUGCAGAAGUUCUGUCUGAUCAACAUCGCCGCGGAAGACUUUUCUAGGAAACGCUCAAAUGAAGAGUCCGUAUCAAAUGCGCGCCUCUUCCUUCAGCGAACAAACGUGAAAACCUUCUUCACGUUGCUCCAGAUCCUUCUGGCCGAAGUGGAACGGUUUGCCGUCGAGGAUCCUACCAACAAGGAAACGAGGACCGGUCCCGAUAAAGUCACCGUCGUUGCGCGUCGUGUUCUGCCCGCCCUUCGGAACUACAGCUCUUGGCUUCUUACCGUCAGCAAUCUACUAGUGGCGCACAAGGAGGAAAAAGACACCCCUCUUGCCGUGCAGAUAACAGAAUUUUGGAAGAUUUAUGCCAACACCCUGACUCUCCUUGCGUCGACUUUUGACGUGGUUCAUCUUCCAGAGAUCGACUACCUCUUGGAGGAGGAUGAAGAAACGCUGUGUUUUGCACCCCUCAGCGUGGAGGCUACGUCGCGCAGAUACUUUGAUAUGAACGGUCAGCAGAAACCUCGAAUGAACGACCUAGGGGUUGAAAGAAGCCAUCCCAACAUGGAAAUGCUAUAUCGGAUUCGUGAGUUUGUGAUUGAUGGUCUAGACCUGGUUGUCAGCAAUAAAAUCCCCGUGGCCCUGAUCGAUGAUGAAGACAAGAAGACCUUCAUCUACAAAGAAGAGGAUCUGCCUUCUCAGUUUCUUGCGAGUCCUGCAGGCCAUCAGCACACGCUUCCUUCCGCGAGCAUCGGACGGGAAGACAUUCAACAAGUGGCGCAAGAUCCCCAACAUGCCACAGAUGCCCGGAGCACAUUUGGCGGCUCUCAAUCGGCGUCUGCGUCGAUGUCCGCGAGUAUGCACCGCAUAGUUGAGGGGGUAGAACGAUUGGUAGAGUCAGACACGUAUGAGAACGGCCCGACCUUGCCAGAGCCCCUGGCCUUCUCUCAGAAUGCCAGUCAGCAACAGCGCUCGAGCCGUAUGUUCGACCCUAGCACGGACUCGAUCUUCCGCGAAGACAACUUCCCUCCACGCCAGACUCCCAUUGCCCCUCCUGGACUUGGCCCACCGAUGCCAGCUGCUGCCGCUCUCGUCAGAGAUCCGUCGUCUCAGUCCUACACCUCAAGACCCGCGCUUCCCGGAAUCCCCAGCAUUUGGAACACCGCCCUUUCGCCUGACCUCGCCGAGGCUUCGUCUCCUCGUACGCCACCGGGACUCGGACAACGACCGGCUCAUAUGAUGCCGGGAAGCGUCGGUGCCCCCGGUCAUCAUCGCCAGCCGUCUCAGGAGGCGAUUGCCAACGAGCUUCUAUUCCGCCAGAGUCUCCUAAACCAAAGCCCCUUGCAGAACCCCCUAAGCGGGCCUGGCACCAUGUCCCCAUGGAUGGGUGCAGCCAAUCCCAUAUCGCACCACCGUCUCUCGGGCCUCAACUGGGAAAGAGCCCAGCUGGAAGCGGUGCAUUCGCCUGCCUCCCUCGGUGUGCCCAGUCAGCCGAUUUCGAGUGGCCUAGCCAACGCCUCGUGGGCCAAUGAUGCAUUCCUCGCCAGUAGCUUUUCGUCGGUUCCCGGCUACCCCAGCUCCGGAUUCAGCGGCAAUCGCAAACCAUCCACCCAGUACGGCGCCAUCGGCCAGACUCCCCCAUGCGGACAAGGGGGGUGA
Aspergillus melleus is the source of this 2601-nucleotide messenger RNA. RefSeq lists its product as uncharacterized. The coding region runs from base 1 to 2601 and encodes 866 amino acids. Gene Ontology annotation, molecular function: telomerase RNA binding; protein binding; telomeric repeat DNA binding. The record is from RefSeq and is a predicted model, not a curated record. Gene Ontology annotation, biological process: nuclear-transcribed mRNA catabolic process, nonsense-mediated decay. Gene Ontology annotation, cellular component: telomerase holoenzyme complex. The transcript is spliced from 7 exons. NCBI's taxonomy places the organism in Eukaryota, Fungi, Ascomycota, Eurotiomycetes, Eurotiales, Aspergillaceae.